Messenger RNA from Aspergillus terreus NIH2624, 1467 nucleotides. Its product is annotated as putative C2H2 finger domain protein. The transcript has a single exon. The coding region runs from base 1 to 1467 and encodes 488 amino acids. The record is from RefSeq and is a predicted model, not a curated record. NCBI's taxonomy places the organism in Eukaryota, Fungi, Ascomycota, Eurotiomycetes, Eurotiales, Aspergillaceae.
AUGGCGCAAGACGACUACAACUGGCUAGAGAGCUAUCUACCAGCCGGGGACACCCAUAACCAUCAUGGACAUCCCGAUAUCACCCCGCAACCUCCAAAUGGGAGGCCCUCCUCUCCAUAUUUCCACCAACCUGCUGUUUCGCAACCACCAACACAAUAUACGUUGCCCUGCGCGCCCCCACAACCAGUCGCCUACAUGAACGUCGGAACCAACUCUCAAGCAACCAAUCGAAGUUACCAUCAAGGGUCAUUAUAUCGGGUUGCGCCGUAUUAUGGUCUUUCUGUUCCUCAACCACCUGCGCAACCCCCCAACAUGCCUCUCCGACAACAGGCAACACAAACACCCUUCCCGCAAGAUACACUUCAGAAUAAUUUCCGAUCCAUGUCCAAAUUUGUUCAAUACCCUCCCACCCUCUCCAAUAUGGCGCCUUUCUCGAGAGACACCGCAAUCGAGGGUCCCCAGACUAAAAGACCUUGCAUCCGAGAUACGCCAAUGCCGAAUUCUGCUCCUAAGCUUUCGUCCGCCGACUUCUCCUCAUUCAAUUUUACACCACAAGAUACGUCCGAUAAGUCCUACUUGAAGAAUCGCGCAGAUAUCGUGAAGCCGUUUAAAGAAACGGAUGCAGCGAAGAAGGCUGCGUACAAUCCUGCUACCAUCGCUCGUGAUGUGUUAAUUGCUGCGGGACGGCACCCGACAGAACGACCGUUGAACCACCAUCUACUUCGCCUGCGCGACAACUUUGCUGCUGUCGAUUUGACUUCUGAUUUGGCGAGCUUUCGCUGGGAUUUGGUGGACCCUGGCCAACCUACUGCACCUACUCCUACUGACCUGGAUCGUGUCGCGAAAUCACGUGGUGAUAACGAGAUGCGCACUCCAGAUCCGCGUUCCGCGCCUGUGCCCGUCGCACCCGCGCAGACACCUCCAACGCCGCUCCCCGCUGUCAACACCCACCACCACAACAAAAAUAAUAGCAAUAUCCAGCACCCCUCACCUGCGACUCAGCAGGCCAACACACAAAAUCGGGGCAUUCAGCCUCCAUCCCGUCGGCAAACUCCUCUGGAAACGACGAAACCCAUCUCUCGGCCUCCGUCGCAGCCCCCAGUCCACUCCAACAGCCCGGCUGUCCAGCCUAAGAUGGUCGUUGGUAAGAGACCGCCAGGUAGGCCGCCCAAGUCUUCCAAACCUCCCAUGGUGGAAAAGCCCGCUGGUGUACCGUAUCCAGUGUACCGCUGCUGCUGGCGGAACUGUUGCGCCGAGCUGCAUAACCUGGAUAUGCUGAAGAGACAUAUCGGUCGGACUCAUAUUCCACACACGCUCGUCUGCGAAUGGACAGAUUGCACCGUGACCAAGAACAUGCCGGCGGUCGAGCUGCUGCGACACGUGAAAAAAGAGCAUAUUGAGCCCAUCGCAUGGAAGCUGGGCGAUGGACCCUCGGUGCCCCGAACAAGUGAGAAAGCCACUAGAUGA